AUGGGUAGUUUAAAUGUUAAUCGUAGUGUAACAGAUGCAUUUUAUCGUUAUAAAAUGCCUCGUAUAUCAGCUAAAGUUGAAGGUAAAGGUAAUGGUAUUAAAACAGUUAUUGUUAAUAUGGUUGAAGUUGCUAAAGCAAUUGCACGUCCAGCAACAUAUCCAACAAAAUAUUUUGGCUGUGAGCUUGGUGCACAAACACAAUUUGAUUUUAAAAAUGAACGUUUUAUUGUUAAUGGUUCACAUGAAGCAGCAAAGUUACAAGAUUUACUUGAUGGUUUUAUACGUAAAUAUGUACUUUGUCCAGCAUGUGAUAAUCCAGAAACUGAUUUAAUAAUAAGUGCUAAAAAAGGUACAAUUGCACAACGUUGUAAAGCAUGUGGUCAUCAUGGAUUACUUGAAACAAAUCAUAAAUUAAAUACAUAUAUAUUAAAAAAUCCACCAAGUUUAAAUCCAGCAGCACAAGGUAGCUCAUUAACUGAAGGUAAACGUAAUAAAAGAUCAAAAAAAACUAAUGGUGAUACUAAUGGUGAUCGUUCUGGUUCACCAGAUAAUGAUAUGGAUAAAAGUACAACAAAUAUUGUUGUUGAAUCAGCAAGAAUUAUUAAAAAAAAAAAAGAUGAAGAUGAUGAUGAUGAUGAUUGGGCUGUUGAUGUUUCGGAAGAAGCUGUACGUGCACGUUUACAAGAUUUAACUGAUGGUGCUAAAGGUAUGACAUUAAGUGAUGAUCUUGAAAAAAGUGAAAAAGAAAGAAUGGAUAUAUUUUAUAAACUUGUUAAAAAUCGUCGUGAUACUAAACAAUUGGAUAAAGAAAAAGAUAAAGAUAAAGGUAAAGAAUUACUUGCUGAAGCUGAACGUCUUGAAAUUAAAACAAAAGCGCCAUUAGUUUUGGCUGAGUUAUUAUUUGAUGCUGAUAUUGGUGCACAAGUUAAAAAACAUCGUAUUUUAUUACUUCGUUUUACUCAUGAUGAUCCAAAAGCACAAAAAUAUCUUAUUCGUGGUAUUGAACAAGUUAUUGCUUUACAUAAAGAUAAACUUAUGCCAAAAGUUAUUGGUAUUUUAAAGCUUUUUUAUGAUGCUGAUAUUCUUGAAGAAAAAGCAUUUUUCGAAUGGGCUAAUAAUAUCAGUAGAAACACUGUUUCAAAAGAUUUAUCACAAGAAAUUCAUGAAAAAGCUGCUCCAUUUAUAACAUGGCUUAAAGAAGCUGAAGAAGAAGAAUCUGAAUCAGAUUCAGAAUCAGAUGAUGAUCUUGAGAUUGAAUAUGAUGACAGAGCCAAACAACCAUUAAAAGAUCAACAACAACAACAACAACAAAAACAACAACAAGCACCAAAAAAACCAGUUGACAAUGAUUCUGAUGAGGGUGAUUUUGAUAUCGAUGCCAUUUAAAUUUAUCUGUAUAAUUAAAAUGACUAUCUAAAUCACAAUGGAGCAAACUUGCUUAUCAACUAUCCCCGGACUACGAUAAUUAAUAAUCUACUCAAAACACAUCAAGACAUACGAUUAAAAUCAUAUGAUAGAGAAUUUAAAAUGAAAAAAAAAAAAGUCUAAAUUAAUUUCACACAAUUAUUUAAACAAAAAAAAAAUGAAUAUAUAUAUUAAAAAAAGUCCACUUAUGUGACACAAGCAUACACUUCCACAAAAAAAAAAUAUGCGAAAUCAUUAUUAUUAAUUUUUCUAGUUUAAUUAUUUUUUUAAUUUUUAAAUUGUGUGUUUUUUCAACAUAUUUAUAAUAUGUUAAUUUGUUUAUUUUUUCUUUCAUUCAAAUUUACAUUUAAAAUUAAUGUAAUAAUUACAAUUUUAAUGUAUCAAUUUUUUCUUUUGCCUUUCCGUUUAUUUUUUUUUUCUCUACAUUAUUAUUUUUUAUUUGAAAGAAUAAAUACUUGUAGGAUAUAAUAAAAAAAACAAACCAAUAAUAAUAAUUGGAAUAAUUAAAAAUUGGUGUAAUAUUUUCCAUUGUAUUAGCUUCUCUGAUUAAUUGUAUGAAUAAAUAUGGUUUAUCGCAAUUAUGUUUAACUCAUUUUAUAAAUAAUAAUUUGAAUUAUCCCGGUAUUAAAUGGCGGAUAGAUUAGUUGAAGAAUCAUUCACCACCAGCGCUGUUGUCAAUGACACUGAUCAGUGUUUUUACAAUCGUAUGACGACAAGACUCUGAUAAUAAUUUUUUUUUUUUCUUAUAUUAUCCACUUGAAAUAUAAUAAUAAAUUAAUCAAUAGAAUAUCGUAUUCAGUGUUGUUUAUCAAGAAGUGGAAUGAUUAAUUGAUGAUUGUCGAGGGACUUCUUCCUGGAACGUUCUGACGA
Molecule: messenger RNA, 2295 nt
Organism: Aphidius gifuensis
Lineage: Eukaryota; Metazoa; Arthropoda; Insecta; Hymenoptera; Braconidae
Gene: eIF5
Product: eukaryotic translation initiation factor 5
Exons: 4
Coding region: 1-1386 (461 amino acids)
Biological process (GO): formation of cytoplasmic translation initiation complex; formation of translation preinitiation complex; translational initiation
Cellular component (GO): cytosol
Molecular function (GO): translation initiation factor activity; GDP-dissociation inhibitor activity; eukaryotic initiation factor eIF2 binding
Source: RefSeq, a predicted model, not a curated record